This is a messenger RNA of Sitophilus oryzae (rice weevil), 3980 nucleotides long. RefSeq lists its product as uncharacterized. Gene Ontology annotation, molecular function: GTPase activator activity. Lineage: Eukaryota; Metazoa; Arthropoda; Insecta; Coleoptera; Curculionidae. Gene Ontology annotation, biological process: signal transduction. The record is from RefSeq and is a predicted model, not a curated record. The transcript is spliced from 11 exons. The coding region runs from base 348 to 2096 and encodes 582 amino acids.
GUAUUUCCAUAUUCCCAAAUCCCAAACAAUUUGCCAAGAAAACCGCCCAAUAGUAGGGCAAAAACGUCAAAUAACGAUUGAUUUCUGUUCAGUGUCUCUGUGGAGCUGUAUAUAAUUUUACUUAUGCAUUAGGGCGUGAAAAUUACAAAAUAUGGCGAUUUUUAGAUCACUUUAUUGAUAGCCGUUCCAGGUUUUAAAUAAUCGAUGUGCAUGUUGUAUUUUAAAGUGUGCUAUGUAUUUGAGUUGUUCGAGUGUUUUAAAAAUGUUUUGAUGUCGUCAAAGUUAGGUUAUGAGUGUUUAGAAGAUAUCGGGCCCCCGUCCUCUUAUUCGAUAAUUUGCAUUUGGAAAUGAGUACUUGGGCAGCGAGAAUGCAUAGGCGCGCGGCGACUUUUAGUAACGUAGUUACGUCCUGCGGUCAUCCCUCCGGUCCCUACCCGAGAAGACUGGAAAAAGUUAAAUUUGGGGUACCACUCGAAGAAGUUUGUAAAAAUGAUAUUCCAGGCCCGCUGUUGGUUUUAAUUCUGAAACUCAACAAAGAGGCUCCUUACAGGAAAGAUGUGUUUAGAGCGCCAGGACAUCAAGGCGCAAUGAAAAAACUAAUUCACUUUCUGCAGACGGGUCGAUUAGUCAACAUGGAUAAUUUUAGUGUGUACACUAUAGCUAGCGUUUUGAAGAAGUUUCUUCGAAAAGUGCCCGGAGGAAUAUUCGGAAGGGACAUCGAACAAGAAUUCUUUCAUGUGAUUGAAUUAACUGACCAACAAGUACAGAAUGAUGAAAUUAAUAGAAUAAUAACUUCUUUGCCACGCCACACGCAAAGACUUCUAGUACUGCUUUUCGGAACUUUUCGAGUGAUCGCUUCGAACAGCGAGAAAGCCAGCACCGGUAUGACCAGCGAAGCUCUAGGGGUUUGCGUGGCCCCUAGUUUCUUCCAUUCGUGCGUCAGCGAUGGCAAAACGGCCAAAAUGGAAGAUGUCAUGAAAUUUAAGGUCGCUUCGCGCGUCAUGAAGCAUCUGAUAGAAGAAUUCGCCUCGUCCAACCUGUUCGGCAAAGACAACUACGAGUACUACGCGAGGGUGACGGGCCGGGUACUUCGGGUCCAGGGCGAGUGGAUUUGCUCCUUCCAGUACCCGCCUACCAAGGGCGUGUUUCCCAACGAGUACGUGGCACUGGAACGGUACCUGCUCGGGCAUUUGUCGAUGGGCAAAGAGACGUGGCUGCAAUGCGAAAAUAACGAUUGUUGGAAUCCCAGCUAUUUGGAAGCGAUGACACAAGGGGAAGAAUGUCAGUCGACUCCGGCUCUAUUGGAGGUUGGUUUACAAUCACAGGUGAAUUCGUCAUCUUUGGGAAUGAUCGCUGAACACACCCUUUUAGAAUCCUGCACCCGACUGUCCAUAUCUUUAGAGCAAAAUGGAUUAUUUCAGAAUAAUACAUCCAAUUCUUCAAGUACAAGUCAUUCGUCCAAAUAUAGUUAUACAGGACCAAAAAUGACGUUAGACGAAUUGAAAGCUGUAAACGCUUAUGCAGAAAGCACUAGAAGUUUAAGCUACUUACCUCAAGUACACGAAAGGCAAACCGAAAGAAUGAAGACCAGAUCUCAGUGGUUUCUAGGUCCAUCAGUGGAGUGUUCCAGUUGCGGUGGAUCCCUGGACAUGCCUCUUAAUAAAGCAGACGUUUCGGCACUUACGAGCGCCUUACUCAGACGCUCAUCAUCAGGAACUAUCGUUGGAGUGGCCGGCUUGUCGUUGAGUGCGGAAUCUAUACAAAAAAGACCGAGUAUUAAGAGGGCUAAUUCAAGGGAUAAAAGAUACGUCCAACGAUCUGCCAGUCGGAGAAAUAAAGAGAAUGGUUCCAGGUCUAGCAGCUUCAAAGGAAGAGGCGAGAGGAAGGCUUCCGCUUCCCGUUCGAACAGUUUCAAGGUCAAAUACGAGAACAUAUCCAGGUCGUGCAGUUUCAAAAACAAAGGAGAAUUGUGUUCGUGUCCGGUAGACGCUCCAGCAACGUUGGAAAACGGUGAGAAAGAGGAAAGUCUUGCGUCAGAUACUGCCAAAACAAAGGAAACAAUAUGCGUGACGCUUACAUAUAAACCGCGUAUUUAAACGUUUUUUAGAGAAUUUAUAAGACUUACGACUUAUUAACGUCUUGCCCUAAUUUUAAUAUAACUUUAUAUAUAAAUACCUUAACAAGUUACUUACUAUACAUGCUUUUUGCUAGAAUACAAUAUUUGCUCAAAAUGGGUAGACUCGUCACAACGAAACCAAAAAACACCAAAUUUAUACCGUCUCAUUAAAAUUGGGGCGAUACUUUUACAUUAAUAAAAUAUACGCUUAUUACAUUUUUAAACAAAGCGUUGGCUAUUAUUGUUUAAGCAUCAUCAUCAUCAUCUUGACUAGCGUCUCUAUGAAAUCCAAAUAAUUAUUUCAAAUUGUUAUAGAGAGAAAUUUUAUGAGGGAGGAAAAUUAAGAAAAUUUAACUCUAGUGCCUUUAUACUUCAUAUAAAUAAAUAAAUUUAAAGUUUAUUAGAUUGUCUUGGAUAAAUAUUCUAUAAAAUGGCGCAUUUAAAUUUCAUAGAGACCCCCAUAUUCAAAAAAAAACAUUUCAUAUUAAACUAUCUGGUAUUAUUUUUAAUGAUAACAGCGAUAAAGGCAUUUAGAUCUAGUAUUAUUUUUAAAUGACGAUGAUAAGAUUGAUCCAUCACCAAAAAAAACUGACAAAAAUUAUUUAUAAAGACUGUUUAUUUACGUAUUGUAUUUAUUAGAAAGUAUUUAUAUGUAUUUUUUUGUAGAAACGAUUGUAUACCAAAACAAUUAUAUUUUAAUUAAUGUUGAAGAAGCUGCAAAAUGUUUUUUGUUUAUAGCUUAAUUUUACAUGGAUGUAAUAGAGGUAUUGAGUGUUUAUAUAAAUUAACUGAUUGUACUGCAUUUACAGGAAUAUAUUUUAGUGGUCUAAUUAACAAUUUGACGUUAUAACUCGAUAUUAGAAUGAUUUUAUUGCAUUCUACUAGGUUUUGAAUAAUUAAAAAAAAUUUAUUACAGAGAUAUAAAUUUUAAUGUUUUAGGUUAGGAUUUUUUAAGGUUAUAAAGCUUACUUUUUAAAUAUUUAUCACCUUCUAGCACUUCUUGUUUAAUCGGAAUUAAUUAUUCCAUAUUUGCUAGUUAAAUGGAAUUACCUAUAUAGUUUUUGAGAGCUUCCUAUCGUGGAUAGUUAAGAUCUAUUUUUUACUUAUAUGCUUAUAGAAAAUUGCAUUUUAGCAAAAAAGGAAAAAUUUAACAUGCAAAUAUUUCCAAAACUGGGCGUUGAAACUAAUUUUGGUGUAUUUUAUGAACACCCUGUGUAAUAUUUAACGUAAUUUAACUUGACCGGCACAGCGUUACCCACUUUUACCUAUUUUUUUUAAUCAGAACAUUUUAGGAAACAAAAAUAAAAUAAUUGUAAAUGUAUGAACAGUUAUUAUUUACAUCAGCAAAACUCAGCUUCUUAACAGCACUUAAGGGACAUAAAGAGCCAUUACUACCGCUUUCCCGUUCAACAUUUUUAAGCUAAGUAUCAAAAUACGAUUCAUUUAAAACAAAAACUCAACAAAACUAAAGUGUCAAAGCGAACGACAGUAUCAGGAAAUAAAUAAAUGUAACAACUUGACAUUUUUACAGCAGAGCUACUACCUGAAUCCCCAGCGGGAAAUUUAAAUUCUAGUUAGUCAGUCCGGCACCGAAUAUGUCCAUGGUUGGCAACAAUGAAUUUAAAAAUCGUACCCCCGAUUACCUAACUAAAAGUUUAAUUAGUAUCGAAUAUAGGUCGUUCUAUUUAAAAAUAAACAAGUAAGUGUUAAUAGGUGGAAAAGAAAUAACACCUUAAAUCUUCUUAACCUAUACAGGGUGUCCCAGAAAUAAGUGCAAGUAUUUUAAGGGGUGAUAGAUCUCAAUAAAAGAAACAUAUUUUCUCUUUAUCGUUUUUCAAAUAAAUCCAAAAUAACGGAGUUAUUU